CCAUGAGCAAGUGCUUUAAGAGAUUGUACUGCUACAGAAAAUGCUGACUUCUGUGGUUCUAAUCAUAUUAUGCAUCUUGGUUGUAUUGUGUGAAGGAUCUAUUUUGACAUUGGUUGGACGAGUUGGGGAUAUGGUUACUUUACCCUGUAAAUAUGAAGUCAGUACGUAUGGCAUAUCAAAUGUUUGUUGGGGAAGAGAUCAAUCCUGGUUCAACUGUGAGCAUACACUCAUUGCCACUGAUGGACUGAUGGUAAACUACAGAGCGUCAAACAGAUACAGUUUACCCAGUAAACUCCAGCAUGGGGAUGUUUCACUCACCAUCAAGGCGGCACAAAAAGCAGACACUGGAUUUUAUGUAUGCCGUAUCGAGAUACCUGGACCAUUCAAUGACCUCAGCUACAGCUUUUACCUUAUCAUUAUAAAUGGACUAAACACAGCCAACAUCACAAAACAGUUUCCGACUUCUGCAGAGAAGCAAACAAAAGUACAGACAGAGCGAAUGAAAAACUAUCAACUCAUUUCAGAAGUCACAGACAACUCGAGAUACAGUUCAUCAGUACGACGGAACCAUUCUGAGGACAGAGUGGAAACAUUUAUCUUGAAUGUUUUGAGAGCGGGAGCCAUUAUAUUCAUCCCUGGUUUAAUCUUGGCACUCAUAUGGAAACUGUGGCGCACCAGAAAAAGUGAAGACAGCAGUGAAAUGGAAAAUACCCCCAGACGCAACCACAGCAGCAGCAUCUCCCCUCCCCAUAAUUAG
Molecule: messenger RNA, 757 nt
Organism: Ictalurus furcatus (blue catfish)
Lineage: Eukaryota; Metazoa; Chordata; Actinopteri; Siluriformes; Ictaluridae
Gene: havcr2
Product: hepatitis A virus cellular receptor 2
Exons: 6
Coding region: 41-757 (238 amino acids)
Source: RefSeq, a predicted model, not a curated record